AUUGGACAAAAAAAAAGUUUUAAUUUCUCAUAUUGUGUAUUGAUGUUAUCUUUGACUAAACAAAAUUAUUUUAUAAAGAAACAUGAGUAAAAGCAUGAUAGAGAAAUGAAUAUGAUUUUUUGUUUUUAAUUCGUGAAGCUUGUUUAAACUCAAGUAUUUUAUUGUAUCAUGACCGUUGGCUUGCCGUUGAUAUGAUGAGAUGACAUAAACAUGGCACUUCACAGUGAAUAUGCACCUGAUUCAGGAGUUAGAGUGAAAGGAGUGUGCAUCGUGAAGCCGAUAGUGUACGGCAACGUGGCACGGCAGUUCGGCAAGAAGCGCGAGGAGGACGGCCACACGCACCAGUGGACCGUGUACGUGAAGCCGUACCUCAACGAGGACAUGUCGUCCUACGUCAAGAAGGUCCACUUCAAGCUGCACGAGAGCUACACCGAGCCAAACAGGAUCGUGACGAAGCCCCCCUACGAAGUGACCGAGACGGGCUGGGGGGAGUUCGAGAUAGUUAUCAAAAUAUAUUUCCACGAUGCGAGCGAGAGACCUACAGUGAGGGCGACCCUGUACCACGUCCUGAAGCUCUUCCAGCCGGGAGUGGACCCGCUGGAGGCGUGCGGUCCCAUCGUGUCGGAGUCGUACGACGAGAUCAUUUUCCAGGACCCGACCGCGCUGAUGCAGCACCUGCUCACCAACACCAGGCAGUUGACGCACGGCGCGUGGAAACACGACACGGACUUUGAAGCAAAGAAGGUAAAGACUCUGGAAGGCAUCCUGGACGCGAAGAAGAAGAUCCGUGAGAAGAUCCAGGAAGUGAAGGAGAGACUGAAGCUGGCGAAGGAAGCCAUCAACACGUACAAGACGGAGCUGUCGCAGAGCGGCUCCGAGAGCUCCCAGAUCCGCGGCUCCGUGUGACGACCGCACCGGAGCAGUGUUGGGGCCCAACCAGUAGUUGGCGUUUGUGUUGUGACAGCAGACUGAGAAUAGAGGCUGAUCCAGUUGUGGUUUGCUACCUAUGGAUCAUGUGCAGUAUCGAAAACUGUAUUUAGAGGAACUCUAUGAGAUGCAUUAAUUUUUUUUUUUAUUUAAGCCAUAAUAAAUCCUCAAUAAAA
Messenger RNA from Bacillus rossius redtenbacheri, 1103 nucleotides. RefSeq names its product YEATS domain-containing protein 4 (gene Gas41). The record is from RefSeq and is a predicted model, not a curated record. The transcript is spliced from 4 exons. Lineage: Eukaryota; Metazoa; Arthropoda; Insecta; Phasmatodea; Bacillidae. Gene Ontology annotation, biological process: regulation of DNA-templated transcription. Bases 211 to 906 code for a protein of 231 amino acids.